UCAGACCAGAAACAAUACUCAUCCUCUGUCACUGACUCAUACCGUGGAGAGUGGCAAGAUACCUCAGUUUGAAGACUGACUUUUCUGUCUGCAAUGAUAUCACCAUGGUAUUAUUUUUGGCACUGAAGAUUUAGUGCACCUUACCUAGGUGAGUGUGUUAUUGUUGCUACACAGAGACCUGGGCAGCUUAGGUGUUCUGUGCUUAAAUCCCACUGAUUUUUGAGUAACCAGUUCCAGAAAAAGGAGAAUUGAUCGCUGGUGGUCAUCCUGCUAAGUCCUAAAGUCAGCCUCUGAAAAGUGGAAUCUCCAGCAAGAACUGUUUCCUUCCUGCAUUGAAAGGGAUCUUCUCAAAGAAAUAAUGCUCCAUUCACCAUUGGCAUUGUCCCUCCUACUAAUCGCAGUCUCUUCCAACCUUGCGAUGGCAAUCAAAAAGGAAAAAAGAGCACCUCAGACGCUGUCAAGAGGGUGGGGAGAUGAAAUUACCUGGGUGCAAACUUAUGAGGAAGGUCUUUAUCAAGCCAAAAAAAGUAACAAGCCACUGAUGGUAAUUCAUCAUUUGGAAGACUGUCAAUACUGCCAAGCACUGAAGAAAGCUUUUGCAGAAAACGAAGAGAUACAGGAAAUGGCCCAAAAUAACUUUGUUAUGCUGAAUCUCAUGCAUGAAACCACAGAUAAAAACCUGUCACCUGAUGGACAAUAUGUGCCUCGAAUCAUGUUUGUAGACCCAUCUCUUACAGUAAGAGCUGAUAUCACAGGAAGAUACUCCAACCGGCUUUACACAUAUGAACCACAGGACAUACCAUUCCUAAUAGAGAGCAUGAAGAAAGCACUACGCCUCAUUCAGACAGAACUGUAACCAGCAACAGUGAAAUGAUCUUAACUUCUAUGAGGUGAAGCUGUACUAGGAAACCUAACAUUUUGAAAUAUUUUAGUUAACCUCUCUGCCU
Molecule: messenger RNA, 947 nt
Organism: Cuculus canorus (common cuckoo)
Lineage: Eukaryota; Metazoa; Chordata; Aves; Cuculiformes; Cuculidae
Gene: AGR3
Product: anterior gradient 3, protein disulphide isomerase family member
Exons: 10
Coding region: 359-856 (165 amino acids)
Cellular component (GO): endoplasmic reticulum
Molecular function (GO): dystroglycan binding
Source: RefSeq, a predicted model, not a curated record